Messenger RNA from Pocillopora meandrina, 6820 nucleotides. The record is from the annotation of a GenBank genome assembly. NCBI's taxonomy places the organism in Eukaryota, Metazoa, Cnidaria, Anthozoa, Scleractinia, Pocilloporidae.
AAGCUUGCGGUGAGAAGCAAAGUGAAAAAGGGUCUUAGGACAAGUCUAUAUCAUGAGGCUGUGGAUGAUCUCAGGCAUCAUAGUCACAAGGUACAAAAUGUUCCAGGAUUUUUUUAUGUUUUUUUGUUUUGUUUUGUUUUUAUUUUUUAUCUAAGAAGUCUUUAUUUAGUAAAAUUGUGAUAUCACUGGAUUAUUGCUUAAUUACAUACAGUGUAUGUCUCAUUCAGGGCUGUAAAAUAUGAAUAAUAAUUAUUGUAGUUUGAAUUGUGGUAUACAGAGAGACUGUUUUAACCCUUCACAUCCUAACAUCAGUAUGCAUAUUCUCCACACUGUUCUCUAAACAUUUUCUAAGAUGCUGACAUGGAGAAUUUGUCUAACAAUCAAGAGCUUCUCUAGUCAGUGAUCAGCUUGUUUAUUCUCCUGACCUUAAUGUUUGAUUCAGGAAGGAUACAGUUAGGAGAAAAUAGAUGUCAGUCACUCUUAGGGGUUAAACUGCUGAAUACUUGGUCCUUCUUUAUCAGUGUUAACCCUUUCACUCCCAAGAUCUGAUUGUAAAUUCUCCCCUUUAGCUGCUACAUAUUUCCCUAUAAAUUAGUUGUGAGAACUUGAUACUAAAUCAAGAUAAAAGCUUCAACCUGACAGGUUUGAAUAUUCUCAUUACCUGCUUGCUAAAUAAUGCAUGGAUAUUAUAGGGAGAAGUUUCAUGUUAAUCACUUGUGAGAGUUAAAGGGUUAAACCCUUUACAGGCCUCUCACCAGCUCAUGUUGCUCCAGACCUCAUUCUCUCCUGCAGGUGAAGAAGCACUUUAGCCAAAGUGCAAUUAACCCUUAAACUCCUAAGAUCUGAUUUUCAAUUCUUCCCUCUAACUGCUACACUUGUCCUUAUAGAUUAGCAAUGAGAAUUUUGUGUUCAAUCAGCAUAACAUCUUGUACCUGAUGAGUUUGAGUAUUCCGAUUACCUGUUUGCUGAAUAAUGUAUGGAUACUAUGUGCAGAAGUUACAUGUUUAUCAGUUCUGGGUGUUAAAGGGUUAUAGAGGCCCUGCUCACAGAUGACCUUUUUCUUUUUUUUAAAUUUAACCAUUAUGCAAAUAACUUAGCCUUCCUAGAAAUACAAAUAACCAGAAGUUGUUCCUCUUGGUUAGGAUCUUGAUGAAGAAUUUCAGAAGAAAAGAGAUUUUGUGGAAGAGUACAGACCACUUACCAAGGAGACAUAUGGGGUCAGUAGUUGUUAUAUUUUUCCAAAUAGAAUCUUACUCCAGGGGUGCAUUAUGAUUCAGUCAUUCUCUUUACUGUUUGCCAUAAAAUUCAUAUGAUGUUUGAUCAGAGAAUUUGGUUUUGGAUCAUACAUACUGUUUAUGUUUCAUUCAGAGCUGUAAAAUAUGAAUAAUUGUAGUUUGAAUUAUGGUAUUCAGAGAGACUGUUUUAACCCUUCACACCCUUACAUCAGUAUGCAUAUUCUCCAUACUGUUCUCUAGACAUUUCUUAAGAUUCUGACAUGGAAAAUUUGUCUAACAAUCAAGAGCUUCUUUAGUCUGUGAUCAGCUCCUUCAUUCUCCAGGCCAUAAUGUUUGGUUCUGUGAGUGGGGAUAUGGUAAGGAGAAAUUAGAUGUCAGUCACUCUCAGGGAUUAAACUGCUAAUUACUUGGUCCUUCUUGUCACUGUUAACCCUUCACAGGCCUCUCAGCAGCUUGUGUUUCUCUACUAGGCCUCAUUCUCUUCUGCGGGUGAAGAAACACUCUUGCCAAAGUGCAAUUAACCCUUAAACUCCCAAGAUCUGAUUGUUAAUUCUCCCCUGUAGCUGCUACACAUUUCCUUGUAAAUUAGUUACAAGAAUUUGGUGUUCAAUCAGGGUAAUAUCUUGUACCUGAUGAGUUUGAGUAUUCUCAUCACCUGUUUCCUGAAUAAUAUAUGGAUAUUAAAGGGAGAAGUUACAUGUUCAUCACUUCUGGGAGUUAAAGGGUUAAUGAGGCCCUGCUCACAGAUGACCAAACUUUUUUUUGAAUUUAGUCAUUACAAGCAAGACUUGGUGUUCCUAGAAAUACAAAUAACCAGAAGUUAAUCCUUUUGGUUAGGAUCUUGUUGAAGAAUUUCAGAAGAAAAGAGAUUUUUUGGAAGAGUACACACCACUUACCAAGGAGACAUAUGGGGUCAGUAGUAGUAAUAUUUUUCCAGGGGUGCAUUAUGAUUCAGUAAUUCCCUUCACUUUCUGCCACACAAUUCAUAUGAUGUAAGUUGGGAGAAUUUGGUUUUGGAUCAACUAACAAUCAGAGCAUCACUUGCCUGCUUGGUGUUGUAUUGAUGUGGUGGGGAGAAAUAAUGUUUUGGUCAUGCAUGGGAGUUUAGGGGUUGAUUGUGUAAAUGCUUCUCUCUCCCCUUGCGAAAUGGCUCUUGGAAUUCCUAGGAAUUCCUAGGAUUUUCCUAGGAAUUCCUAGGAAUAAAGGUGUGAAUUUUCACGGUAAAUUCGGACUGGGAAUUCCUAGGAAUUCCCAACCAUAACAACUCUGGUUCUAAAAACCUAGAAAUUCCUAGAAAUUCCCAGAAAUUCCCAGAAAUUCCCAGAAAUUCCCAGAGAUUCCCAGAGAUUCCAAGUUUAUAGCCAACAGGACUUGGAAUUCCUAGGAAUUCCUAGGAAUUCCAACUCAGAGAACCAAUGACUUUCCCUGAAAAGCUGUAAAUCUAAAAAAUUCCUAGGAAUUUCUGGGAAUUUCUGGGAACUUCUGGGAAUUUUUGGGAAUUUUUAGGAAUGUUUAAGAAUUACUGGGAAUUUUAAGCAAAAAUUUGAGGCUAAUGAUAUAAAAUAAAUACUUUAAAUUAAAAAAACCCAGCUAAAAUUCAAAUAUUCAAUGAAAUUUAUUUAGAAGCUUAAUUAAGGCUUACAUGUAAAAUAUUUUUGAUUAAUUACUAACAUCAAUGUGUGGUAUUAUUAGGAUGGAAUUUGAUUUAUUUUUCUUUCCUUGAAAACUUCAUACGGAUUAAUCCUCAAUUACAGCUAUUCAUAUAAAAUAGUUCUAAUCAAUCAUUAAAUUUGGUUUGACACAAAUUGUGAAUAAAAUCUGUUGAUUCUCUUCCAUAAAAUACAAUAUCUUAAGUUUUAUUUAUAUAGUUAUAUUCUUGGGAGUGAAGGGGCUAAUUACAGACAAAUAAAAUUGAUUUUUUGAUUAAAAUCUUGUUGUAACUGUAACAAUAAAUUAGAAUGAAGUUAUCCUAAACUGCAAACUUAGCUGCUGUUUGUACUGUUUGUAUUUUUUUCCUGGGCUCACAAUGAGUUGGCCUUGAAUGAGGUUGUCAACAAGAACCUUGACCAUUUUGUAUCUGGAUUCCUUGACAUCUGAAUUUGAAAAAAAAAUUAUAUUAAAAUAUGUAUGUUUAAAGCUCAGACCAGGCUUUUAAGAUGGCUAUGAGGAAAAGGGCAUUCAUUGGAUUCUCAAAUUGAGAAAUCUCUGUUAUAUUGAGUGACUUUUAUAUUGGAGUUAGUACAUCUCUCUCAUGGAUUUUACUAAAAAAGGGCUGAAUACAUUAUUUUGUUUUUACCAAGGAGGGCUUCUUUAUGUACUAAGGUUUGUUUUGAAUCUUGAAUGUUCCCAAACGUGACUAGAGGAAUCUUGAAACCUUGCUGAUAGGUUUAUUUCAUUGUAAAGCAUAAGCUUAAGAAACUGCGGCAUGCAAGUGACCGAUUCGAUUCUCAGAAUUAUUCUAGUUUCAGUUGCGCCGAGCGUUAUGUAAGCUUAAUUCAACCCGCUACAUCUAUUAUUUUAUAAGAUUUUGAUCUCGUAACGAAUAUCGCAAUUUUUACUCACCACAAACUUUCAAAAUCGUAGCUUUACAGAUGGCCACUCGACCCUUGUUUGUACCAGUCCAUAUGUCAACUGUUGUCCCUUCUUUUAACUCCACGGCGCCAACGACUUUCUUCUCUUUUACAACACUCACGCUAUUCUCGUUUUCCCAUUGAACCACAAUAAUAGCUAUCUUUAGAAAUGUUAUAUUAAGCAAAACAGUUGAGAAAAGCGAUCAACCGAUGAAAAGUACAUUCAAAGAUGAGCGCCAAAUGGAGUCUUCUUUGUUUCCGAUCACGGGCAUGAUCACGUGGAUCUUUUCUAGGACUUGUCAUUGGCUAGUAAAGUGAAUCCGCUGGCUUGCCGAUUGCAGUGUUAAGAGAAGCGCCCAACUUUAUUCUGACUUCUCCGACCGGUUCUCUGCUUCUAGAAGAUGGAUAGCUUGGUGAUAUAAAUAAAGAUGUGAGCUCACUCUAUGUAGAAAUAAUCGACAAGAAUCGAUCGUAUUACAAAUGCACGAUUUGUGGCCGAAAGUUGUCGAGGAAACAAAGACUCGAAACUCGCUUGAGUUGUGUUAAUGGCAAAGGUGAGAAAUAACACAAGCCAAUCACAGUUUUGAAUGCGACUACAAAUCGUCUUUUACCCUCAUAUUUAUAAAAGAAGGAUACCACAUUCGGAAGUAUAAGAGAUACAUAGAUGAUCCCAGUGUACCAGUACCUAAAUCUACAAAGCUUGACCGUAGCAAGCGUUCAGCAACACGUUCCAACACCGCCAUCUCGAUUCCUCAGUCAGUCGUUUCCACUGAACUUAAAGCAGUAUUGACAACAGAGUAGAGUGCGUCUUACAAAGGAGAAACAUUUGUACAAGAGACAGGAGUAGCUAUAUGCGAUUACAGAGGUGCAUUGGAACUCUGGUCCAUAAAUAGUUAUGCACUGUAUAAAACAAUUUUGUUGAUAGCUGACAGACAGAGAAGAACAACAAGUAAACUUAAGAGCUGUUAUUAUUGAAGUGUGACUAGCACUUUUCAUUUUUAUAUAAAGAAGGACUUGUAAUUUGCACCAAAAAUAAAAAGAUGUAAUAUUUUUUUGGGAGAUCCAGUGAUUGGGACAUUUAAGAAAUUAAGUUAUGAAAGGAAACUUGGUUGGUACUUCUCACUACUAACAAGUCUUGUUGACAAAUAUUUUCAGAUCAGAGUUUCAAAUAAAGUAAAUUGAAGAUGUCAUAUAAAAGGUGUUUUUUCUCUAAGGGAACAUUGACUACCUUUGUCUUGUCUGCAUGCCAAAUGUUUGCAAAGUGUGUGGAUGAUCCACAAGUAUUGGAACUCUUACAAAAAUGUUUUGUAAGAAUAAAAACAGCAAAACAAAUUACAGCAAUUAGUCAUGAAAAUAGAGCAAAAAACUGAAAAAAAAAGCAGCAACAACAAUCAUGAAAAAAGAAAGAUUAAUUAGGUGUUGAAUUUGUUUGUCUAAGGCAUGAAAUUUCUACUAAAAGUAUUGUCAACAAAAAGUCUCUGACAGUGUUUGAGGCAACUGAGCCUGACUGUUCCAAGGUUUUCUAACAAAGGCAACCAGUAAUGUAGGUUAGGGAAGUAAGAUAACAAUGUAAUUAUUGUUAAUUAUUGUGGAAGUUGGCAAUUUCCAUUUAACAUAACUGACAGCUGGUUCAUGAGAAAAUCCAUAUUAAUGUAAAGAUUUACUAAAACUUAGUUUGAGUAAUAAAUUUCAUGAUCUUUAAGUUGUAAACAUGUACAUGUAUGUAUAUCUCUUGGUAAGUUUUCUAUAGCAUACCUUUUAUUGAGCCAAAGUUUUAAGCCUCUGAAAUUACUCUUUUUCUUAAAACGUUCACAUUCAAGGUAUUGAGGGUUUCUUAGAAUUUAUGUGGACCUCAGGGUAUUAAAAUUGCUUCAAAUUCAAUUCCCAGAAAUUCCCAAGAGUUCCACACUUCUUAAAUUAUAGGUAGUUUGUAAAGCUGAGAAUUCCUAGGAAUUCCAAGGGAUUCCAAGUCCUCACAAAACUGGAGUCUUCCUUUCCCAGAAAUUCCCAGUAAUUCCAAGCUUUUUAAAUCAGAGUUAAUUUGCAUAGUUGGGAAUUUUUGAGAAUUCCUAGGAAUUCCUAGAAAUUCCUAGGAAUUCCUAGGAAUUCCCAGAAAUUCCCAGAAAACUGGGAAUUCAGUUUGCAAGGGUAAUUUGCAUAAUUGGGAAUUUUUGAGAAUUCCUAGGAAUUCCUAGGAAUUCCUAGGAAUUCCCAGAAAACUGGGAAUUCAGUUCGCAAGGGUCACCACGUCAGUCUGGGCUAGGAUUCUGCACCCUGAACUACUUGUGGGUGUAGGAUAGAUUACAUUUACAUGCAUCUUGUUGGUUUGCUUUAGGGGUCUUUUAUGAGGGAAAAGAGAUCUGGAAUUACAAAAUGCCAACUCUGCUGGAAACUGUGGUUGAAAAGCCAGAAUGUCUAAUUGUCAAUAAUAACAUAAACAAUUAAGUUAUGAUUCUGUGAAUUGCUUUUGCACCAAACAGCACCUAUGAUGAGAACAAGGUUUUAGAGGAAAGUCAGAUUUGGUUUUAGCUUCUAAGUAAGAGUUGACAAUUUUGAGAUUAAAUAAAUAAAUGUUUUUCUACUUGUGUUUUUUUUGUAGAACUUUGCCAAAAUGUUACAUAGUCAGCAAUGUAUGUAGCAAUGUUUUAUUUGCUGGAAUGUGUAAUCUGCAUUAAGGUUUUUUAGGCUGAAAUAGUGAAUUACAACUUCAAAUCUCAUGAUUUUGGUGAAUGGUCCAGUCUAGUGAAUUUUAUCAGAAAGUAUGGCUAAAAACAUUGAUAUCUAAAGAACAUCCAUGUAAAAACAACGUGAGGGUGGCAAAGACCUACCUGAAUUAUUAUUCAACCAUACAGUAUUGUAAUGUAUCAGGAUGUUACAAAAUAUAUGAUUGAUUUUGAUAACAAAUGAUACUGUAUGAUUAUGACAAUCUCACCAUGAUGGCAUAUUAAUACAUAUGUAAGUUUGGUAAUUUUGAAUUUCUUUGUGAAUUUCAGGUGUUGCAUUAGCAGUGAAUGA